CGCUGUCGCGGCUGCCAUGGCAACCGUUCGCCGAAGCCUCUCUGCCCAGGAGGCGAACUAACGGACUCCGGGCGGUGGCUGGUGGUGCCCCGCCCCUCUCCGCCCCGCCCCUUGACAGCCCUGACCUGCAGGAUCUAGGUGGUGAGCCCGAGGGGUCGGCGUGACCGGGAGAGUCGGGCUGCGGCGCCCAGGUAUCUGAAAGAAGAUGAAUUUGGCAGAGAUUUGUGACAACGCAAAGAAAGGGCGAGAGUAUGCACUUCUGGGAAAUUACGACUCAUCGAUGGUGUAUUACCAGGGAGUAAUACAGCAGAUCCAGAGACAUUGCCAGUCAGUGAGAGACCCGACUGUCAAAGGGAAGUGGCAUCAGGUGCGGCAGGAGCUCUUGGAGGAAUAUGAGCAAGUGAAGAGUAUUGUCAGCACGUUAGAAAGCUUUAAAGUCGACAAGCCCCCAGACUUCCCUGUGUCCUGCCAGGAUGAGCCAUUCAGAGACCCAGCAGUGUGGCCACCCCCUGUCCCUGCAGAACACAGAGCUCCACCUCAGCUCAGACGUCCUAACCGAGAAGUGAGGCCUCUGAGGAAAGACGUGGGAGCAGGAGCCCGAGGACUCGUGGGCCGAGCACACCCGAUCGCCAAGAGUGACAAACCUGCAAGCAGGGACAAGGACUAUAGAGCAAGAGGGAGAGAUGACAAGGGAAGGAAAAAUAUGCAAGAUGGUGCAAGUGAUGGUGAAAUCCCCAAAUUUGAUGGCGCUGGGUACGAUAAGGAUCUUGUGGAAGCCCUGGAGAGGGACAUUGUGUCUAGGAACCCUAGCAUUCACUGGGAUGACAUAGCAGAUCUGGAGGAAGCUAAGAAGUUGCUCCGGGAAGCUGUUGUCCUUCCCAUGUGGAUGCCUGACUUUUUCAAAGGGAUUAGAAGGCCAUGGAAGGGUGUGCUGAUGGUUGGACCUCCAGGUACUGGGAAGACUAUGCUAGCGAAAGCGGUUGCCACUGAAUGUGGGACAACCUUUUUCAAUGUCUCCUCUUCUACACUGACAUCUAAGUACAGAGGCGAAUCUGAGAAGUUGGUCCGUCUGUUGUUUGAAAUGGCUAGGUUCUAUGCCCCCACCACGAUCUUCAUUGAUGAGAUAGAUUCUAUCUGCAGUCGAAGAGGAACGUCUGACGAACAUGAAGCGAGCCGCAGAGUCAAGUCCGAGCUCCUGGUCCAGAUGGAUGGAGUCGGAGGAGCCUUAGAAAAUGAUGAUCCGUCUAAGAUGGUGAUGGUUCUGGCUGCCACUAACUUCCCAUGGGACAUUGAUGAAGCUCUUCGAAGGAGACUAGAAAAAAGGAUCUAUAUCCCUCUCCCAACAGCAAAGGGAAGAGCCGAGCUUCUGAAGAUCAGCCUUCGGGAGGUGGAGCUGGACCCCGACAUCCGCCUGGAGGACAUCGCCGACAAGAUUGAGGGCUAUUCUGGUGCCGACAUAACUAACGUCUGCAGGGACGCAUCGUUGAUGGCAAUGAGACGGCGCAUCAGUGGCCUGAGUCCAGAAGAGAUCAGGGCUCUGUCCAAGGAGGAGCUGCAGAUGCCUGUCACCAGAGGGGACUUUGAGCUGGCGCUGAAGAAGAUCGCCAAGUCAGUCUCUGCCGCGGACUUGGAGAAGUAUGAGAAGUGGAUGGUUGAGUUUGGAUCUGCGUGAUUUCUGUCAGCUCUUUUCAUUUCUGUUGUUUGUGCCUAUAAAAUGGGAAGAAAUUCCUUAAAUUUAAAAAAUCUGCAAUUCUUAAUCAGAGAAAAUUUCACUUAAAGGCCAAAGCAAAACAAAAACAUCUAGAGCGACAGAGAAACGCAGCUGAGAAAUGAGACACCCAUAGUCUGCUGACUUCUCACUGACAAACCUUCUCAAGUCACAGAACACGCCAGCCAGUGGGCGGGGCUGUGCUGCAGGCCGUGCUUAUAGAGCAUUGCAGUUUCUGCUCUCACUUGAACACGUUGUCUGUUUCCCCCAACUCUGUGUUCUCUGGCCACAAAGAACACACACACACACACACACACACAUACACACACACACACACUUUUUAGCAGCAAAACUUGGUUUCUGUCGAAUUCAUUAAUUGUCAUUUUGAGAAUGAUAGUAAAUUCUCAAGGGAAUAAUGAAUUGUAAAUCUGUAGAAUUUAAUACCGUUAGAGUCUAAUCUGUAGUUAGAAUUUUUCUCCUCUUCCUUGCCAGUUCUUCUGUUAGCUGCUGGCUUAUGUCUAUCCAGGAGUAGUCUGUGAUCUGUUUUCCCCGGGAUAGUGCCUCUCUAACUUCAUUUGGGAAGAUGGGAAGAAUUGUUGUUAGCAGCACACCUAUAUCUUCCUGUUCAGAGUGCUCACUUUUCUUUCAAUAUGUUCAAAUCAAUAUAACUAUUGUUUUUUCCCACUUUUGACACUAAUUGCUUUUUCGUUAAAUUUGACUUUAGUGUUUAAGAUAAGUUCUAAACAAGUCUAGUCUCUAGGCUAAUGUAAAACAAACAUUUUUCCCCCUUCAGUACAUGAGUAUUUUGCCAGCACAUAUGUCUGUGUAUCACAUGCAUUGUAGUUCCUGAGAAGACCAUAAGAGGGCAUUGGAUCCCCUGGAAUUGCAGUUACAGGCGAUUGUGACUCACCAUAGGGAUGCUGGGAACAGAACUCAGGUCCUCCUCAAGACCACUCAGUGCACCUAAUAGCUGAACCGUAUCCCCAGUUCCAGAAAUAAAAUCUCUUAUGGUUCUCAGACAGCUUGUUUAGCAAAACAGUAUCCUAACAGUGAAUAAUAUUCAUUUAAAAAGUAGAAAGUUUUCCUUCUAAGAACUUGUGUAUGCAAUGUGAUUAGAAUAGAAAUGUGGACAUGCUCAUUAGAUGUGGAAUUAGAGAGUGGGAGGGCUCUCAGAAAGGGAGCUGCAGAUCCAGUCAUAAGCCCUGGGCCAUGUUACUUCUCUGUAAUUAUGCCUAUCCCUUUGGUCAUCAGGCAGUCCAUAGUGUGCUUGUGAUAAUAUCCUGAAGUCUUGAGUCUCAAGCUUAUUUUUAAACCAUAUACAUCUUACAGGCACUUUUAACUUUUAAAAAACUCUUAGUAUGUUGAUUAAGAUAUUUGACCUUUUUUCCUCAGGCAAACCCGUAACUGCAUUAAAUCCUUUUUAGGGACCAUAUAUCUGACUCUUUGAAAUCCUGGAUUCAUCUGAUUUCUAUAAUUACCCUCUUUCUUCUGAGAAACCUAUUAUAAAAUUUCAAAUCAAAAAACAUGAUUUUAUUGUAAUGGGAAUAAUUCUUGAAAAAUUAGAAUGAGAAACUAAUGAGCAAACUUGCAUUUACUUGUUUAUUUUGAGGAAGGGGCUUACUUGGUUGCCUGAGCUGGUCUUCAGCUCUUAGGCUUAGGCGAUCUUCCUGUUUCAGCUUCCUGAGUAGCUGCAACUCAAGGCUUCACCCCCAGAUUACUUAUAAACAUUUAAAAUAAACUACUAUGGCUAAGGCAGGAGGAUUGCUAGGAAAUGGGUACAACCCACAUGCCCUCCAAAGGAUGAGCGGGUAAGGAAAACAGGGUAUAUCCUAUGACUUCCACGGCCGCAGGCACACACACACACACACAUACACACACACACACACACACACACACACACACACAGUCUGAAGCCUGCCUGUGUAGCAUAUCAGGUACCAUCGCAACAAACAAACAAAAAUAAAUAAUCCCACUAGAUUCUCUUGCAAACCGUCACCAUCUAAUAGUGUUAUACUUAAAACACAAACAAACAAAAAACAAAAACAACUUCUCUGUAACACUAUGGCUCAGUAGACUUUUUCUGGAUUUUGCAUUACUUAUCUUUGCAUAAAUCAUGGAAAUUCUGCAUGGCAAUUGUGCGUCUAUCCUAGGUUAGGUGUUAUUUGCUGCAGCCUUGUUAGGAGAGUCAGCUGUGCUCCCUGCAGCCUCCUUUCUCAUUUUGCUGUCAGUGGGUGGCAAGGCUUUGCAUGUCUUAAGUCCUCGGAAGGCUCUGGAAGAGACCUGUUGCCCAGCCCAGAGUGGGGAUUGCUUUGUUGGCUUUUGAGUUGUAAAGCAGGUGUGUCAUCACAGUAGAAGUGGUUGAUUCUCACUCCUUUGAAAGCAGGAGCAUUUGGAGCUGCAACGCAGUGACCAGUGUGAGUGUAGUUGUUUCACAGGAGCGCCAUAGAUAGUCCUUCCUGGGCACACUGCUCUGUUCACUGUCGUGAAUGGACGCUGGAUGGAGGCUGCCUGGCUUGUGUGGCUGUCAGUCAGUGAAGCUCUGACUGGGCAUUCUCUUCAGUAGCUGUCGCUCCUGGCCUCUGCUGCUAAAGCGUGAGUUUAGCUCAUGAGUGGAGAGACAUAGUGAUCUAUGUGUUUGGGGAAAAAUAUAGAAAAAGCUUUUUCCCUCUCCUUUUUUACCUUUGACUGGUUUUAAAAUAAGAAGUUUUAAGCAGUAUAAAGCUACUGAAGAUCUAUUCUAAUGCGCCCAUCUUUAUGUUUCCAUGCCACAGUUACACAUGUGAUAUGACCAGAUGUGCACAUGCAAUGUGUUUACUGUAAAUGUUUUGUUUCCAUAAUUCGUUCUUUUAAAGAAAAUAAAUUAAUAUUGGUGAAAUAUCCCAGACACAUGGCUCGGGAAGCUGCAGCCUUUUGUUGCCCAGCUUGGAAACCCAGUGACAUCACAGCUCUUUCAGUAGUGACCUAGACACACUGGGUAGUGAGUAGUGACUCAGACCCUGCCAGGGCCCCCUACCGUGGGCCUCACAGGAGCACCUGUGUGACAGUUUAUUCACAUAGCUGUUUAACUUCUAGAGAGCUCCAAGAGUGGAGGGUGGUGAACCCAGUAGCCAGAAGAGGGCUGGCAAGUGCCUGGGCUCCAGGAUGAGCAGCUGUCCAGAAAGGUGCAUGCAAGGCCAGUUUCCAGUAUUAACUGUUGCUCAUUUCUCCUUCUGUGUGAAAUGACUCUGCGGGGAUCAUUGUCUCCUUAGGUCUUAGCUAUCUGAGUUCAUGAGCCUUCCUUCCUUGAAUACAUUGCAGGGUGCCAACCCUGCUCAAGUGCAGGCCAGUUGACCUCCUCCCACUUGAGAUAGAAGUGAAGAGCUAGACUAGGCUUUGCAUGGUGGGUCCAGCUUUGGCCUCCGUGGUGCAGUCUUCUUCAGUUUUUUUUAUAAUAGUACAUUUCCACUGUUAUGAAAUACAGUCACACUAUGGUAUGCCCUGUGCUUUGGGAUAAAAUGUUAGGUGGAACUCGGCCUCUCCAAAGAAAAGGUCAUUUAAUUCUAAGUAUGAGACAGAAAUAGGAAUACUCCAACUUUUUUGUAUCUUUGUUUUGUUUCUUAAUGCUUUGAAUGUAUAAUAUUUUAAAUUUGUGAUACAUAUAAUAUUUAUGUGACUCUUGGAGUCCAUCACAACAGAAGCAAAUAGGACGAAGUAGAAGGACAUAUCAGGAUAAACUAUAAACCUCACGUGAUUAAUUCUCAUUUCCACUAAUUAUUUUGUAGUUUGUUUUAAUUACUACAUGUUUACUUAUUUAUACUUUUAAUUUAGGCUUUUCAUACUUAUUUAUUUAAUUUUUGGACCAUUUGCUUUUGAUAUUGUUUCUUAAUGUGGAAACUGAGUAUUUAAAAAAUUAAAUCUGAUAAUAAUAUAUUUUUACACAUUUACUUAGUAGUAAUUCUUUGAAUUUUUACUAGUUGUUUUUCCUCUGAAAACUCUAGUUUUGAUGAUAUUUCUCAUUUCAGGUGCCUUGUUGAUAAGCACAUAUUAAGAUGAUGCUACAAAAUCGUUUUUGCUUUGCUUUUCUCAGACCUUGGGAAAACUGAAAACAAAAACUAAAACCUGAACAUUGGCUUCUCACUAGUGGUAUGGGGUUGGUACCUUUGGUACCACAAAUGGGAGAUUGCUGCAGGGACAUCUGCCUUGAAUGGGUGAACAAAAAGCAGGCUCUCUCUCCCUGCACUCAGUGAGCUGAGCAGGCAUCGCCUGCCCUCAGGAGAGAGCCAAGAACCUCAGGCAUUCAGUCUGCAUCUCUGUAGGUCUGUUUUUCCAGGCAUCACUUUCUCUGCUGCUCUGGCCUCUUCCUAUCAACAUCAAGUUUUUAAACUAGAAUUUUAAAAGUUAUAUUAUUAUUAUUAUUAUUAAUUUAUUUUUUAUUUUGAGGGAGGGUCUUACCAUUAACCCUGGCUGUCCUGGAACCACAAUAUAGACCAGGCUGGCUUUGGACUCACAGAGACCCACCUGCCUCUGCCUCCUGAGUACUUGGAUUAAAGGCAUGCGCCACAUACCCAGCUAAACUUGAAUUUUGUUUUUAAACACAUUUUGCCAUUCCUCCUCUGGCAAAGCCAGAUUCUUCAAAUGACCCUACGUGAAGGAUGGAAGUUGCUUUUCCCCUUAUGUAGCCAGCCUUUUUAUUUGAAUGUGUUUCAUCCCAUGGAGCAGAUUCACACAUAACCCAUAUUCUCCUAGCUUCUCAGAGUUCUGCAAAUACAAAUCCACAUUAAUGGUAUUAAACAUUUUGGAGCUGAGCAGUCGCUCUGUCCACCCUCUGAGAACCUAAGUACUUUAGGAAAACACUCUUGUUCAUGUGGCUGCAUGGCUGCUGAGCGUUGUCCUUGGUGGCCACUCUGUGGACACAGUGUCUCGUGGGACCCCUACAUAUUAGAAUGGUUUGUAGGUGUGCUGCGAAGAUUUUUGUUCCAGUGUUUGUCAUCCAGUAUUUGAAACUAAUUCAACUAAAAACAGAUUUCUAAGUUGUAUCUGUUAAAUGUUGUUUCCUCUCACUUUUCACAGUGCUGUUUGCUAGUCUCAAGCCUUGUUGUGUUUGUAUGUAAGUUGUGAUGUAGUAAAACAGUUCUGGAGAGUUGACUGUUGGUGGCUUCUCAUGUGGCUUGGCUUUCAUAUGUAGUGACAUGUGCUUCUUGUUACUUCAGGAGCAACAUGCCCCUCACUAGCUGGCAAUGACCCUUCUCAUGAAAUCUCAUAUUGGCAACUUGGUAUUUUGUUUUCUGUACAAUAUGCUAAUAAUUUUAAGGUUGAUGUGGUAAUUGUAUAGUUUUCCAAUUAAUUAUUUUAAUAAAUAUUUAUGUGAUACUAUUGCAUAAUUGAUGUUCUGUAUGGUGAAUUUUCCAGAUCAUGAGUCUUAUUUGAUGACCCCAGAAGUCAUUUCUUGAAUUAUCAAACUUUAUUUUUUAGAGAACGUUAGGAAAACAGGCGCAGAAAUGGUUCUUGUAGUUCCCACACUCCCUCACCAAUACCCCCAUCUUCAUUAGCAUGUUGCAUUGGCGUGGUCCAGGUGCUCUUGUAUGAAAGUCCAUAGCUUGCAGUGGACUUCAGUCUGCACCGGGUUGCGGAUUUCGACAAGAGCACAGCGCAUGUACUACCAUAACUGUUUCAUGGAAAUCACUGCCCUGCCCUGGAAAUCCCACGAGCCACCGGCUGUUUCUCUUCCCACCCCCUCCAGCCAUUCUCUUUUGUCUUUGUAGUUCAGAUCUCAGUCUAGUUGGAUGAGAACAUGUAGCUUUCCAGACUUCUGUGCAUUGUCCAGGGAGCAGCUGCACAUAUAACUCUGUGUAUAUGCUGCCUACUGAAAGAUCUCUCAGUGGCUUCUAACUUAGCAAUUAUGAAUAAAAUGGCUACAAACCA
Mesocricetus auratus (golden hamster) is the source of this 7609-nucleotide messenger RNA. It is a transcript of the gene Katnal1, whose product is annotated as katanin catalytic subunit A1 like 1. The record is from RefSeq and is a predicted model, not a curated record. Gene Ontology annotation, biological process: microtubule severing. Bases 206 to 1672 code for a protein of 488 amino acids. NCBI's taxonomy places the organism in Eukaryota, Metazoa, Chordata, Mammalia, Rodentia, Cricetidae. Gene Ontology annotation, cellular component: microtubule; microtubule cytoskeleton. The transcript is spliced from 11 exons. Gene Ontology annotation, molecular function: ATP hydrolysis activity; microtubule severing ATPase activity; ATP binding.